GUCUGUAGAUGAGACGCGGAGGGAGAAAAAUGCUAGAAAGGGGACAGCGGAUAAUACAACGCUAAAUAAACACACUGUGUCCUUACAAGAGAGCACAAAUCUUCAUUUGACCAACACUGGGAAAGGGAGCAGUUUGAGAUCGAUUGGGAAACGAGAGAAUUGACCAGAUCACUGUGAGCCAUAAAAUCCUCCGUCUUCAUCAGGAAAUACAGGAUCACAUUCAAGAAACUCAUCUAACCUACAAUCGCAAAUAUGAACACUCACGAAUCUGAGGUUUACACGGUGGCACCAGAGAUGCCGGCGAUGUUUGAUGGCAUGAAGUUGGCAGCGGUGGCCACAGUUCUCUACGUCAUCGUCCGCUGUCUAAACUUGAAAAGUCCCACAGCUCCGCCGGACCUCACUUUCCAGGAUACAACACUCAACCUCUUCCUGCUAAAGUCGUGUCCUAUCCUGACCAAAGAGUACAUUCCUCCUCUGCUAUGGGGUAAAAGUGGUCAUCUGCAAACAGCUCUCUACGGAAAGUUGGGUCGGGUCAGUUCACCGCACCCGUUCGGCCUGCGCAAAUAUCUGCCCAUGCAGGACGGAGCCACUGCAACCUUUGACCUCUUCGAACCCUUGGCGGAUCAUCAGUCCGGAGAGGACGUCACUAUGGUCUUGUGUCCUGGCAUCGGGAACCACAGCGAGAAGCACUACAUCCGCACAUUUGUGGAUCAUUCACAGAAACAGGGCUACCGCUGCGCUGUGCUCAAUCACCUCGGGGCCUUGCCGAACAUUGAGCUCACCUCUCCUCGCAUGUUCACCUCCGGUUGUACAUGGGAGUUUGCAGCAAUGGUGGGCUUUAUCAAAAAGACAUAUCCCCAGUCCAAGCUCAUUGUGGUGGGCUUUAGCCUGGGGGGAAACAUUGUCUGCAAGUUCCUGGGAGAAAACCGUACAAACCAGGAGCGUGUUUUGUGCUGUGUCAGCGUGUGCCAGGGCUACAGCGCACUCAGAGCUCAGGAGACGUUUCUGCAAUGGGACCAAUGCCGUCGCUUCUAUAACUUCCUGAUGGCCGACAACAUGAAGAAGAUAAUUUUAUCGCACAGAGGCGUUUUAUUUGGCGUGGGCUCGAAAAUGGUGGAUUCGGAGCUGAGUCGACUUUAUACUGCCACGUCACUCAUGCAGAUCGACGACAACAUCAUGAGAAAGUUCCACGGACACAACUCUCUGAAGGAGUACUACGAGAAGGAGAGCUGUGUGCACUACAUUCACAAUAUAAAUGUGCCUCUGCUGCUGGUGAACUCUGGUGAUGAUCCGCUCGUGCACAACUCUCUGCUCACUAUUCCUCGCACACUCGCAGAAAAGAAAGAGAACGUGGUCUUCGCUUUGACUCUCCACGGUGGGCAUCUGGGCUUCUUCGAGGGUGCAGUUCUGUUUCCCCAGCCGCUCACCUGGAUGGACAAGGUGAUCGUGGAUUACGCCACCGCCAUGUGCCAGUGGGAAAAGCAGAAACCCCCCUGCCAAAGCCAAGAUGCCCAGUCCAGCCAAACCACAUGCCAAGAAAACACAUCCUAACCGGACCAGCUUCUGCAAGAUUUUUCACUUCUUCCUCUUUUUCUAUCAAAUGAGGUGAAUCCCGACGACUUUCUAAAAGGGAGACAAAGCAGAAAAGCCACUCGAUGACCAAAAAAACCACACACACACUCUCUCUAAUGUGUAGCGAUGGGCAGCGUUUCACAUUUACUGUAGUCUGUGGUGGUUUAGAUCGUUGAUAAAUGAGGAGUUUAUCACAGGAUCUGGCAACAGGAGCUGAGUCAAUCUCACAAAAACACAGAAGAAGAAGGAAAAACUUAUUUUUGGAGAAUAUUGAAAGGAAAUAUUUUGCGUAGAUAAAUGUAAGGCGUAUUUUUUGGGCUAUUUAAAUUUUUUGCAUAUAAUAUUAAGCACAGUUCACCUUAAACUAGCACUUUUCCGUAUUUUGUACUUCAUUAUUGUUGAAUUUCGGGAUCUUAAUCUUUUCUUCAACAACUUUUAAUGUUGAAAAGUUUGAAAAAAGUGACUUUUAUUGACGUUUUUAAUAGUUUGAAGUGAUAUAUACUUUGUAUUGGUGUUGUAAAUUAUGGUACAAAAACCAUACCAGUACUUUUAUUUAAAAUCUACACUUAAUUCUCUAGAUUUUAUUUCUUCUAAAAUUAGAAAUUUUAAUGUUCAUAAUGGUCACUUUUGUUAAACAUCACAGUUAAAUUUUCAACAUCAAAUGUUGACUGAUCAAAGGUAAAAGUCCAAUAAUGCAACUCGUAAUCGUAAAUGAACAACAACAACAAAAUGAAUCAUGAAAUCUGGAAUCUGCUAAAUAAUUAGAUUUUUUACAGUGGUGAUUUAAUGGUCACUUUCACACUUUUUUCUUGGUGCAAAAGAGUAAAACAUGGGAUUAAUGAAUGACACUUAAUAAUAACAAAAUAUUAAAAUACAAUAAAGUACAAAUUCAAUACAACAAAUAAU
Molecule: messenger RNA, 2478 nt
Organism: Danio aesculapii
Lineage: Eukaryota; Metazoa; Chordata; Actinopteri; Cypriniformes; Danionidae
Gene: abhd2a
Product: abhydrolase domain containing 2, acylglycerol lipase a
Biological process (GO): sperm capacitation; medium-chain fatty acid catabolic process; acylglycerol catabolic process
Cellular component (GO): sperm flagellum; sperm plasma membrane
Molecular function (GO): monoacylglycerol lipase activity; acetylesterase activity
Source: RefSeq, a predicted model, not a curated record